Microtus oregoni (creeping vole) is the source of this 3541-nucleotide messenger RNA. RefSeq names its product TBC1 domain family member 10B (gene Tbc1d10b). NCBI's taxonomy places the organism in Eukaryota, Metazoa, Chordata, Mammalia, Rodentia, Cricetidae. The transcript is spliced from 9 exons. The coding region runs from base 309 to 2705 and encodes 798 amino acids. The record is from RefSeq and is a predicted model, not a curated record.
GCGAGACUCUGGCGGCGCCUCGGCGUCUGCGCAGGCGCGUCGUCGCAGCCGGCCCCUCGCUGGGAGGGGGCGGCGCGAGCGCGCGAGCAGGGUGAGAGGCCGGGAGACCCCGGCGCGAGCGCCCCCGACCCCUGCCCCGCCUGCGCGCGCCGCCCGCCGCCUGCCGCCCGGUCCCGCCCCGCCCCCGGCGCGCGCCGAGCCGCGCCCUUCGCCCUCUCUGCAGCCCGGGCGGGCUGCUCCGGGCGGCCUGAGGGGCGGCGCCUUCUGCGGCCUCCGCGGCGGGGGGAUGUGAGGGGCGGCCCACGGCUAUGGAGACGGGCCCGGCGCCCCUGGUGGCCCCGCCGCGCCGUCACGGCGCCUCCGCUGCCCCUUCGCCUCCGCCCCGGGGCUCCCGGGCCGGGCCGGUACUAGUGGUGGCACCGGGACCGCCAGUGACUACGGCCACUUCUGCUCCCGUCGACCUGGUGGUCCCCGGGGAGGCUCAGCCCGCCUGGCUUCCAGGGUCGGCACAGACCACGGCCACGACGGCCACGGGCAGCACGCUGGUGGUGCUGACCCUGGAGGCCUCACCCGAAGCCGCGAAGACGCAAGAAUCCCCUGCACCAGGGACAGAGGCAGGAGCGGAGACCUCGGUGGCCUUGGCUUCGGGAGCAGACGCUCCGAAGACGGAAGAGGCUCGAGCCUCGCCCGUCCCAGGACCAGGGACUCCAACUCGGACCCCUUCCAGAACGGCGCCUGGAGCCCUGACUGCCAAACCCCCGCUUGCCCCCAAGCCGGGAACCACAGUGGCUUCAGGAGUGACUGCACCGGGUGGAGCAGGACAGGUGACAGGUGGACAUGGGGCUGCUACAUCAGCAUCCGCAGGGCCGGCGCCCGAGGACCCCUCGGGGCCUGUCCCAGGUCCUCCCGGGACGGGUGAGGCUCCGGUGGCUGUGGUGACGGUGACCCCAGCUCCGGAGCCUGUUGAAAACUUUCAAGACCUGGGCUCCACGUCCAGCCUCGGACCUGGCAUCUCUGGGCCUCGAGGGCAGGCCCCGGACUCCCUGAGCUACUUGGAUUCCGUGAGCCUCAUGUCCGGGACCUUGGAGUCCUUGGCGGAUGAUGUGAGCUCCAUGGGUUCAGACUCGGAGAUAAAUGGGCUGGCCCUGCGCAAGACGGACAAGUAUGGUUUCCUUGGGGGCAGCCAGUACUCGGGCAGCCUAGAGAGCUCUAUUCCUGUGGAUGUGGCUCGGCAACGGGAGCUCAAAUGGCUGGAAAUGUUCAAUAACUGGGAUAAGUGGCUGUCACGGCGUUUCCAGAAGGUAAAACUGCGCUGCCGGAAAGGGAUCCCCUCUUCUCUCAGAGCCAAGGCCUGGCAGUACCUGUCUAAUAGCAAGGAACUCCUGGAGCAGAACCCGGGCAAGUUUGAGGAGCUGGAACGGGCCCCUGGGGACCCCAAGUGGCUGGAUGUGAUUGAGAAGGACUUACAUCGCCAGUUCCCUUUCCAUGAAAUGUUUGCUGCUCGAGGAGGGCAUGGGCAACAGGACCUGUACCGAAUCCUGAAGGCCUAUACCAUCUACAGGCCUGACGAGGGCUACUGUCAGGCCCAGGCCCCAGUGGCUGCUGUGCUGCUCAUGCACAUGCCUGCGGAGCAAGCCUUUUGGUGCCUGGUACAGAUCUGCGACAAGUACCUCCCAGGUUACUACAGUGCAGGGCUGGAGGCCAUUCAAUUGGAUGGAGAGAUCUUUUUUGCGCUCCUGCGCCGGGCUUCCCCACUGGCACAUCGGCACCUUCGGCGGCAGCGCAUUGACCCUGUGCUCUACAUGACAGAAUGGUUCAUGUGCAUCUUUGCUCGCACCCUCCCGUGGGCUUCAGUGCUGCGUGUCUGGGACAUGUUUUUCUGUGAAGGCGUUAAGAUCAUCUUCCGAGUGGCUCUUGUCUUGCUGCGACACACAUUGGGUUCUGUGGAAAAGCUGCGCUCCUGUCAAGGCAUGUAUGAAACCAUGGAGCAGCUUCGAAACCUGCCACCACAGUGUAUGCAGGAGGACUUCCUGGUGCAUGAGGUAACCAACCUCCCAGUGACAGAAGCAUUGAUUGAGCGGGAGAAUGCAACCCAGCUGAAGAAGUGGCGGGAAACUAGGGGAGAGCUGCAGUAUCGGCCCUCACGGCGACUACAUGGCUCCCGAGCUAUCCAUGAGGAGCGCAGGCGGCAGCAGCCACCCCUGGGCCCUUCCUCCAGCCUCCUCAGCCUCCCUAGUCUUAAGAGUAGAGGCUCCCGGGCAGCUGGAGGGGCUCCUUCCCCACCACCUCCUGUCCGCAGGGCUAGUGCUGGCCCUGUUCCUGGGGCUGUCGUCACUGCUGAGGGACUACACCCAUCCCUUCCUUCACCCACUGGCAACAGCACCCCACUAGGCACCAGUAAGGAGACCCGGCGGCAGGAGAAAGAGCGGCAGAAACAGGAGAAAGAGCGGCAGAAACAGGAGAAAGAACGGCAGAAACAGGAGAAAGAGCGAGAGAAGGAGCAGCAAAGACAGGAAAAAGAGCGGCAAAAAUGGGAAAAAGAACAAGAGAAGGAACAGCAGAAGCAGGAGAAGGAGCGGCAGAAACAAGAGAAGAAAGGCCAAGGCCGGAAACUUUCCUUGCGUCAAAAGGCAGAUGGGCCUCCAGCACCCCAUGAUGGUGGAGACAGGUCAGCAGCUGAAGCCCGGCAGGAUGCUUACUUCUGACCUCUUGCUGGGUCUGGAUGACAUGGCCCUCUUCCUUUUUCCUCAGUCAAGAGCAGACCUAGCAGGGGUGUUCUCCCAGCUCCCUUGGCAGGCUCUUCCUUUUUCUGAGGAAAGUGGCUUGAUUCCCCUGACUCCUUGCCAGCUGCUGAUCCCUACAUGGCCUGGACAGCCACAGUGCAUGGGACAGUUAUAUUUCCUAGGGUAGCAGUGACCAAGUCUGGAGACUCUUUCGUCCAGUUAGGCUCAGCUUGGGUCUCUGUCACUCCUACGGGACUCCUUCUGGGGCACUGUCUGAAUUUGCCUUUUGUCACCACAGGGUGACUCUGGCAAUGACAGUUAGCAGUUGCAGAUUCUUACACUCCAGCGGCUUCCCUUAGAUGGUGGAGCUAGGUUCCUUUUCCUGUUUUGGGGCCCUGCCUGUCACCCCACUGGGGGCCAAGGCUAUUUUUUCUCUCCUGGAUAUCCUUGUGUUGUAAUUAUGUACAGAAGGUCAGGUUGGCCUGGGGUGGGGUGCUCUGACCUGUGUUCCACAGUGCUCCUGUACUCCAGUUUAUUUAAGGGGACGUACAGUUGUCCUCCAUUUCCUUCCCACCUGUGUCCUGCUCUCCCUCCUAACCCACUUGCUUUGUAUGCUCAAGCCUCUCUGCCGCCUCAUUAGGAAGCCUGUCUUUCACUUUGUUCCUUUCCAGCCUUCAAGCCCCUCUCUGAGUAAGGGUCUUCCCUUGAGUACAGGGGGUGGAACCCAAUGUUUACAUUCUCUUCUGUCUUGGUCCCCAUCCCAGUGGCGGUUUUGUGGCGCUUUGAGGAACCGGAAAAAGAACCUGCUGUUAUACCUG